This is a messenger RNA of Xyrauchen texanus (razorback sucker), 5307 nucleotides long. RefSeq names its product galactosylgalactosylxylosylprotein 3-beta-glucuronosyltransferase 1-like. Gene Ontology annotation, biological process: chondroitin sulfate proteoglycan biosynthetic process; carbohydrate metabolic process. The record is from RefSeq and is a predicted model, not a curated record. The transcript is spliced from 9 exons. Gene Ontology annotation, cellular component: Golgi membrane. The coding region runs from base 864 to 1940 and encodes 358 amino acids. Gene Ontology annotation, molecular function: galactosylgalactosylxylosylprotein 3-beta-glucuronosyltransferase activity. Lineage: Eukaryota; Metazoa; Chordata; Actinopteri; Cypriniformes; Catostomidae.
GCCACAUAAACACAUUCACAGCUGUGUCUCCAUGCGUUCUGACAGCCUGAAUGAGACACGGAUGCCACACUGAACGUAGAGAGAAAAAUCAAGACAGAGACGAGAGCGAGCACCAAGCAGACUACCACACCAUUACUGCUGAGACUUGUCCACAUCCCUCUCUUUCUUGGAUUGUUGGCUUGGGUGAAAGGGAAGAAUGUCUGAUUGGGGAGAGAAGAAAAUGGGGUAAAUCUACCGGCAGAUUCAUCCCCAAGGCUUCUAAUUACCCCCUCAUGUCUCCACUUUGAUGCCAAAUCCGAAUCUGGAAGCCACAGCAAAAACAAACAGAGGGAUGCACUCAAUGAUUUAAAAAACUUGAUCAAAAGAGUAGAGGAGGUUAAAAAUAGAGACAAAAGAAUGGGAGAAGGAGAGAGAGGAUUUUUUAAGUGAAUGAAUCAUCCAACAGCAUGAGGUGGAAAUAGCUGCGUCUACAUAAGAUGACCCCUCCUGUCUCCACAGCCGCCUGCUGAGGACGUGACAGCCCACGUGGUCUGGAUGCCAGCAGCUGCCUCUCGAAGCCUCUGACAGCCCCUGACAAUCUGAGAAACACGUCCCCAUCCUCUGAAUCCACGCUCUCAGCCCCCCCAGUCUGCAAGGGACUUGUGAGGAUUAUUGGAGUCUCUGGAUUACUGAAGUGUCCACUUUGGCCAUAGGAGAAAGGGCACGCUAUUACUUGUAGUUUGGAGCGCAGCAUGGGAUGCUCUUGGAGCCGGCAGCAUGGUGGAUGACCUCCAGCAUGCGGUCGUCACAGCUGGAUCUCACGCUUGUGGCUAUCCGCCGUGUGUAAUCAAGGGUAAUGACAAGGCAUAGAACCAACUGUGGAGAUGCCGAAGAGAAGAGAUAUUCUUGCCAUCGUGUUGAUAGUGUUACCGUGGACACUCCUCAUCACUGUGUGGCACCAAAGUGCAAUUGCACCCCUGCUCGCCAUCCGAAAUGUCUGUCACCAUCUAGUAAAAGAGAUCUUAAUCAUACCAGAGCGACUAACCAUCCACCGACAACGGCUAGCAGAUGCCGGGACAGAGAUCAGACACGAGAUCGGUGCAGCCACCGACUCAAAGGAAUAUUGCUCACAAGACAAGGACAUAGUGGAGGUGGUCCGUACGGAGUAUGUGUACACACGACCUCCACCCUGGUCUGAUGUAUUGCCCACCAUCCACAUCAUCACUCCUACAUACAGCCGUCCAGUUCAGAAGGCCGAGCUAACGCGAUUGGCCAACACAUUCCUCCAUGUGCCCAACCUUCACUGGAUCCUGGUGGAGGACUCUCAGAGAAGAACCCCUCUAGUCACCAGGUUGCUAAAGGAGAUGGGUCUUAACUACACACACCUUAAUGUGGAGACCCCACGGAACUAUAAGCUGCGAGGGGAUAUGAGAGAUCCCCGGAUUCCUCGAGGAACCAUGCAGAGGAAUCUGGCUCUUAGAUGGCUCCGGGAGACCUUCAACUCCAACAGCAGCCAGGCGGGAAUUGUCUACUUUGCAGAUGAUGAUAAUACUUACAGCUUGGAGCUCUUUGAGGAGAUGCGCUCGACCCGUAAGGUAUCCGUGUGGCCUGUAGCAUUUGUUGGAGGUUUACGAUAUGAAUCUCCGAAGGUCAAUGCACUUGGAAAAGUGUAUGGCUGGAAAACAGUGUUCGACCCUCACCGGCCCUUUGCCAUUGACAUGGCAGGUUUUGCCAUCAACCUUCGUCUAAUUCUCUUUAAGCCUCAGGCCUACUUCAAGUUGCGGGGUGUGAAGGGAGGCUACCAGGAAAGCAGCUUACUCAGAGAGCUGGUCACUCUCAAUGACCUUGAACCAAAAGCUGCCAACUGCACAAAGAUACUUGUGUGGCACACACGGACAGAAAAACCCAUCCUGGUGAAUGAAGGCAAGAAAGGCUUCACAGACCCAAAUGUGGAGAUCUGACAUCUGCUUCAACAACGGGUCAUUUGCAGCAAGACCCAAAAGUGGAUGGCUUGGAGAUAAAACCACCUUCAAGUUUUAGAACAGUUUGGAAUGCUUUUUUCUGUAAACCACAAUUAUACAAGCUCAAAAAUAUGGACCUAUUAUUCUAAAGCACAGAUUACUUUUUUAAAGGCAAUAUGAUCUGUAUUUUGCAACCCAGUGGGCGCUUGCCACAUAGAGGCAAAAUGUAUAUGGUGGCGUAUUUUGAUAGUGGUUCUAUCAAUUUCAUCUCAUCAGUGGAACAGGGAAACCUAGACCAAGCUGAGAACUGGAACUUCUCACUUCCAGGAUUUUAUAAACUCUGCAUUAAGCAGAGACAUGAAAAAUGGUUGCAACAGUCGAAUGGACAGAUUUAAUAAGUUGAGCCAGCACUGACAAGAGUUAAUGGUCAUCGGUUCAAGAGACAUUCAUGUUCCUUGGUGUCUAACAGACAAAUAAUUAAACAUAAAGAAGGGAAUGUCUUGUUCUUAACAUGCAAUGUUCUUGUUUUACAAAAUGUAAAUUUUUAAGUUGAUGUUUUUGUUGUUUACAUCACUGUCUUGUUAGCACAGCACUACUGAUAUUCAAAGUUUUGCCUCAGUUCAAAUGCAUUGUCACUCACAGUGGUAUUAAACCAGUUAUACCAGGGCUAGCUGCUAUACUGGAUUUAGGAAUUACAAAAUUGUAACAUUCUCCUCAUGAUUAAGAUCUAUGGUAUGAAUAGCACUUGAACUUUGUCCACUGUUCCUGUGUGGACACACAUUGUAAAUAUAACUUAAAGAUGAUCAAUCGUAGACUUCAAAAUAAAGUGUUCUAGCAUUCAACUGAACAAGCAAUGUAACUACUGUAUUUGUACUUCAGUGUAAGUUAAGAUGAAACCAUAGUUUACUACAACAUCCAUAUACAACACAUAUCAUACUAUUCACAUAUUCACAGAGAUCUUACCAAAGGAGAUAGAGCAGUUUGGAUGGGUUCGGUAUAUCAGAAUGUUAUUAUCUUCACAAGUAUAUUCAGUAUUAAAUGGGCUAGCCACAGAGAGCAGCACAGAGCUUGCCUCAGUAAACAUGCAGCUGUAUUACAUGUUAAAACGAAGCUCUGGGCUUUGACUCUGCAGAGGGGAUCUGUCUGGAAGAGAUGUUGCUUUACUAAUGAAGCUAAUACUGUGACGCCUGGAAAUCUGCAGCUACAACACAAUGCCUGGUUUCAAAAAGCAAGGCUAUUUUCCCACAUAAACAAUUAAGGCGCAUGUGAAUAUUUGAAGUGUCUUGUGGCACACCACUGAAAUUGCAUGUGCAAAAAUCUUACCCUACACUAAUAUUAUGAGAAAUGUGGCCUGAUUAGCAUUAAAUUAGAGGAAAUAUUCUCUGUAGGCUCUCUUCAGAUAUUUAUUAAAUUUGUACUUUUCAAAGAAGCUUCUUUUCAUUUCAGCCCUCCCUGCAGUUAACUAUAAUCAACAUACUGCAAACACUUAUCUCAUAAAAAUUGGAAAAGAAAGAUCUGGUAAAUACAUUUACGGGUAGAUGUCAGUUUUGGUGCAUACAUUGUAGCUUUUCAUAAACAACCUGUAAAAAACAUGGUCAAGCACAAAUUGUUCAUAUUUCAGACAGAUUUUGAUGGACAGAAUUUUUAUAUUAGUUAUUGGAAAUUCAUCGUUGCUUCUUUCUGGUGUCGUCACAGGUCAUCUGAAAUUUGCUUUGUCCUUGAAGCUCUACUGAUAACAUGGUACACAAAUGUCAAAGUUGUGGGUUUGAUUCCCAGGUAAACAUCAAGGUCAAAUAUAACUUGAAUGCACUGCAAGUCGCUUUUAAGAAAAGCAUAAAUGUAUAUGUAACAGUUAAAAGAAUAGCAGUGAGAUUUCAAAGGGUUAGUAAUUCUUGUACUGUCACUUUAACAACCCAUAAUUAGUUCAUCAAUCAGUCGCGAGAGGCGCAGUGCAUAGCACAUGUUUAAUGGAAUAAAACUUUGCAAACUUUGAGCCGAGGACACAUCUUCCUCGUGGGAUGUGAUGGAUUAUUGCUCUAGGACUUUUCUGCAAAAGGACUCCUCAUUUCUUUGUCAUUUCUGAAGUUUGUGAGAAUCAAUGAUUCCAUUGAACACACACACAACACACUGCUCUGAGCUCUUGACUACAGCUAACAAAGUACCACUUUCCUACUGAGUUACAAAAGCCUCUCGAGCUCAUAGAGGCCUUCAGAGCAAGCAGACAUUACAUGUGCAGAAUAAUGAAGGACAGGAGAGGAGUACUGAUAUUUGAACCAUAGAAAGACUAGGAUAUAAUUCGAAUGUUUUUUCGACUGUCUUGAAAUUGAGGCGUCUUUCUUUCUGCUGGAGACACAUGUAAUGCCAUUCAUCUGAUUCACCUGUUGCAUGCAUUUAAUUAGUUAGAGGUCAGUGGGUGUUUUACUUUCUUGAAAGUCUGGGAAAACCUUGCCCAACCUUUAUUUCAACAUGUCCACAUUCUCCUCAAGAGAUGAGUGCAUGCACGCCAUCACUAAAUAAAACUUAUCAUGUUACCUGUUAGUUACUUAAAUAGUGAUGCAGAGAUGUUCUGCCUAUUUUUGCCUUGAAAUUGUUUGCUUUAGUGCAAGAACACAUGUUAGCUGGGGCAAAGCAAAACAUAAAGAUGACACAUGAACAUGUGAAAUUAAGAUUUUUGUAAAAAGAAAAAUGCCUUGUUUUCCACAGCUGCAUCUGUUUUGUGUCAGAUGCUGCCACAACCCCCACUAAAUGUAUUGUUAAAGAAAAACAAAACUGUUGUACAAGGUUUAUGUAUUUAUUCUAUAUUAAUAUAUUUAUGUAUUUAUUUACAUUCACAGUCUUUUCUAAUGAAAGCGAACUUCUGAAAUUCCACUCAAAUAUCUUUUUCUUUCUUUCCACAAAACACUGGCUGAUCUCACACACAGCACAGACUCACUGUUGUUUGUCAUAUUGCCACUGAACUGGGACUUGAUUGAUGGACUGACAUGCAACAAACCAUGCGGCUCAUUAGAAAGCUGUUGACGAAAAUUACGUGUGACCCGCUGCACAAGAAUCCAUAUAUCAAGUACAUCUUUCGUGAUAUAGAUCCAUAUAUUCUGUCCCAGGCGGCAUUAACACAGCUGUUGUAAUCAGAAAUCAUGUCAGGCUGUUUGGGCAUCUAUUUUUGUUAAAGUGAUCAGAUCUUCGACGUUGGCCUCUAUAAGUGCUUUUGCUGAAAUUAGUGUGUUUGACCUAAACGCCCACCUUCAUCUCCACUACUUGCAAGGUGAAACAUUUCUGCAUGUUACUGUUGUAAAUGUUCUUCUUUUUUUGCUCCACGAAUCAUCUCAGAACGAAGGAGAAUAAAAAUGUCAGAAAAUAAUAAAUGUGU